This is a messenger RNA of Leptosomus discolor (cuckoo roller), 320 nucleotides long. It is a transcript of the gene POU3F2, whose product is annotated as POU class 3 homeobox 2. Gene Ontology annotation, cellular component: nucleus. The record is from RefSeq and is a predicted model, not a curated record. Gene Ontology annotation, biological process: brain development; regulation of transcription by RNA polymerase II. Gene Ontology annotation, molecular function: RNA polymerase II cis-regulatory region sequence-specific DNA binding; DNA-binding transcription factor activity, RNA polymerase II-specific. Lineage: Eukaryota; Metazoa; Chordata; Aves; Leptosomiformes; Leptosomidae.
AAGAACAUGUGCAAGCUGAAGCCUUUGUUGAACAAGUGGUUGGAGGAGGCGGACUCCUCCUCGGGCAGCCCCACCAGCAUAGACAAGAUCGCGGCGCAGGGCCGCAAGCGGAAAAAGCGCACCUCCAUCGAGGUGAGCGUCAAGGGCGCGCUGGAGAGCCACUUCCUCAAGUGCCCCAAGCCCUCCGCCCAGGAGAUCACCUCGCUUGCGGACAGCCUACAGCUGGAGAAGGAGGUGGUGAGAGUGUGGUUUUGUAACAGGAGACAGAAAGAGAAGCGCAUGACUCCCCCGGGAGGGACGCUGCCGGGCGCCGAGGACGU